AUGGAUGGUAUCGAAAGAGAGUUUAGUUAUGCUAGACCAGAACUCUACUCAGAUUCUGAUUCGCCGCAGGAGAAAAUGGUAGAAGAAGUAGCCGAUUCAGACACGGGUAAUAAUCAGAUAGUGUUGUGGCAGAACACUACUAAAACUACGGAAACUGAGGCUGAGGAGGAGGAGAACCAGCCAUUGCCACCCGUGAGAAUGUUCUUUGAGCAGCAGUCAGAUGUUGAAUGGUGGACUAUGGAUGGUGCGGAGUGGUGCUUGAUCAAACUUGAUGCUAGGGAUCCACAUCAAUCCACUUUCAUCAAGGUGGAGGUGGAAAUGGCCAAGGGUGGCCAGCUGGUUCUGGCCGCGGAUGAAGACAUCCCGGUCGCGAAAGAGUCUAGUUUCCGUAACACUUAAAAUCAGACGAUUUGGAGCCGUGAGCUAGGAGAUAUCGCCACCGGAAGGAACACAUGUCUCCCGGCCCGAUCAGGACUUACGCGAUGCGCCUCAAAGAACCGACGAGACGGGGGCUUUGCCGACGUCAUACGGGUUCAACCAGGAUUUCUCGACAACCAUAUUCCACUUAACCGUAAUUCAGUUGAUACUUUCAGAAUUCCAAAGUUUAAAUUUGCUUACGAGUUUAAAGCUUGAGAUGUUUUGAAAGAAAUGGAGCUGACUUCACCGUUUAGCCCUGGAGGUAAUCUAACCGAGAUGGUUGAUUCGUCUUCCAAGGGUGACAAUCUGUACGUCUCAAACAUUCUUCAUAAAGCUUGCAUUGAAGUGGAUGAAGAAGGAACUGAAGCUGCAGCCGUCUCUGUUGCCAUCAUGAUGCCCAUGUGUUUGAUGCAGAAGCGAUUCGUAGCUGACCAUCCAUUAGUAUUCACAGUGAGAGAAGACAAGAGUGGAGUGAUUUUGUUCAUGGGUCAAGUUCUUGAUCCUUUAAAACAUUGA
Molecule: messenger RNA, 933 nt
Organism: Eutrema salsugineum
Lineage: Eukaryota; Viridiplantae; Streptophyta; Magnoliopsida; Brassicales; Brassicaceae
Molecular function (GO): serine-type endopeptidase inhibitor activity
Source: RefSeq, a predicted model, not a curated record